AUGCCGUGCCCCCUUCUGGUGCUCCAGAUCAGCGUCGUGGCCGGCCGAUGCGCCAAGCGCGCGAAGCGCGAAGGCCCGGACUUCCAGACGUCGGACGGCACGACGGGCGAGUCCUCCGAAGAGUGCGGCGCCUCCGAGAGCGAGAACGACGCCGCGGACACCUCGGCGCGGCGCAUCGUCACCGUCGCCGCCACGGUGGCGAGCUUGGCGGACUCGGCGCUGGCGCAGGUGCCCGGGGUCGCGAGCAUCGGGGUGGUCCCCACGAUCCAGGCGGCGAUGGUGUACGGCAUAGGGAAUCAGUACGGUUGCCACCUGGACCGCGCGCACGCGCUCACCAUCGUGACCUACUUGUUGAGCCAUCAAGUGAAGAAGACCAUGUUCAAGGAGAUCGUCGGGUAUAUCCCCUUCGCUGGCAAUUUGAUCAAAGGCAGCAUCACGUGGUUCAUGACGGCGGGCAUCGGAGAGACGGCGCUGCGAAACCUCCGGUGCAAGUCGGACAGCCAGGACCUGCUGCUGAGGGCGCGGGCCCUGCAGAACGGCACCUCCGAGGACGAAGGCGAGGACGAGUCCGACGAGGCAGGAGGGUUCGACAUCUUUCACACCUUCUCCGACUACCUCGUCAACCAGGACCUCACUCCAGAGAGGUUUAUGCAGAUGAUCAAGCAGGCCGUUGUGAGCCCAGGCAGGGACGAGUUGAUGGACAAGCUCGUGGUCGUCGGGCCCCUGGCCCACUAG
Prorocentrum cordatum is the source of this 735-nucleotide messenger RNA. Lineage: Eukaryota; Dinophyceae; Prorocentrales; Prorocentraceae. The record is from the annotation of a GenBank genome assembly.